AUGAUGAAUAAGAUCUUAUUGUGGAACAUCAGAUUAGUUAAUACUCAGCAAUCCUUUGAGAGAUUAACUAAUCUGAAUAGAAGAAACAGAUACAGUAUUAUUGGUCUGAUGGAACCUUUUGAAGAUGCUGAACAAGUAGAAAGAUUUAGAAGGAAGUUAGGUAUGGAAACAACUUUUGUCAAUAUCUCAGGCAAAAUCUGGUUAUUCCUCUCAGAGGAUGUACAGGGUUCAGUGGAGAUAGACAAUGAACAACAGAUUACUUUGAAGCUGUUUCACCAAAGUUUAAACUGUAAUAUAGUCUUAACAGUGGUGUAUGCCUCUUGUGAUGCUGGAGAAAGAAGAAUGCUUUGGGAUUCCAUUAGCCAGGUUUCUAAUCUUUUUGAUUUACCUUGGCUGGUGGGAGGUGACUUCAAUGUCAUAUCUACAGAAGAGGAAAAAUUAGGAGGUCUACUAGUCUUGUAUAAUGAAGUAGCAGAUUUCAAUCAUUGUCUCAGCAGUUGUGGUUUACAGGAUCUUGGAUAUGUAGGUAGCACAUAUACAUGGUGGAAUGGAAGAGAUGAAGAAGCAUGCAUUUUUAAAAAAUUGGACAGGAUGGUUUGUAAUGAUAAAUUGCUAGAUGUAAUGCCCACUAUGAAGGUAACUCAUCUGAUAAAAAAGGGUUCUAAUCAUUCUCCUUUGGAACUAGAGUUCUCCACAACUACUGAGGUAAUCAUUAAGCCUUUUAAGUUCUUGAAUUUUUGGGUCCAACAUGAGAGUUUCCAUAAGGUUAUCAAGCAACACUGGUGUAUAGAUUUUGAAGGAAAUCCAUUUACCAAGUUUCAUCACAAGCUCAAAAAGGUAAACAAUGCAUUAAGAAAUUGGAGUAAGAACACAUAUGGCAAUAUUUUUCAGCAAAUUGCAUCACUGGAAGAGGUAAUCAAAGUCCAUGAGGAGCAGUUUGAAUCAUCUCCAAUAGUACAGAAUAGAGAGAGACUACAUAAGGGUGCAGACCUUAGUAGAUUCUUACACUUAGAAAAACUGUUUUGGAAACUGAAGUCAGGACUAACAUGGUUUCAAGAUGGAGAUAGAAACUCAAAGUUCUUCCAUGCUUAUGUAAAAAGGAGGAGAAAGAAGCUCAGAGUGGAUAAUAUCCAAAAUGCUAAUGGAAAUUGGCUAACCAAUCAAGAGGAGAUCUCACAAGCGAGAUUGUUCUUUCAAUCAUGUUGGGAGAUAGUCAAACUAGAUGUGGUGGAUAUGGUGAAGGCAUUCUUUGUGGGGCAAGAAUUACCAAGAUUCAUCACUCAUACAAAUCUGAUUCUUAUCCCUAAGAAAGAGCAGAUGAAAAGUUUCUCAGAUCCAAGACCAAUCAGUCUCAGCAAUUUUACAAACAAGAUCAUCUCAAGGGUACUGCAUGAAAGAUUAGUAAAACUGCUGCCAGGUUUGAUUUAUGAGAAUCAAUCAGCUUUUGUGAAGGGAAGGAGUAUCAUGGAGAAUGUACUACUCACACAGGAGAUUGUCAGAGAUAUAAGCAAGAUAACUAAAAUAGCAAAUGUGGUGGUUAAAUUGGAUAUGACCAAGGCAUAUGAUAGAGUCUCUUGGCUCUUCCUCACCAAAGUGCUUAGGAAAUUUGGUUUUAGUGAGGUGCUAAUUGACAUGGUGUUCAGCCUACUAUCAAACAUCUGGUAUUCAGUUCUCUUGAAUGGGCAAGCACAUGGCUUUUUCAAGUCAUCAAAGGGAGUUAAACAAGGUGAUCCUCUAUCCCCCACCCUUUUCAUCUUAGUUGCUGAGGCAUUAUCAAGGGGACUAAAUGCAUUGUAUAAAAAUCCAAGGUUUGUGGAGUAUGGUAUGCCAAAAGGGAGUCCAAGAAUUAAUCAUUUAUCAUAUGCUGAUGACACAAUUCUCUUUGUCUCUGCUGACCAAUAUUCAGUAAAACUGAUGAUGAGAGUGUUAAAUAGAUAUGAGAAAGUAUCAGGCCAGUUGGUAAAUUUGAAUAAGAGUGCCUUCUAUGUUCAUGAAAAGGUGCAGAGUGGUUUGGUUUCAAGGCUGAAACAAAUCACAGGAAUUAGGCAAGGCCUCUUUCCAUUCACAUAUCUUGGCUGCCCAAUUUUCUACAGUAGGAACAAAAUUUCACAUUAUGAUACAGUUGUGAAAAAGAUUGCCAAAAGGGUGAAUGCAUGGCAAGGGAGACUACUGUCAUAUAGAGGAAGAGCAACAUUGAUAUCUCAUGUAUUACAAAAUGAAGGUGGACUGGGGUUCAGAUCUUUAUUUGAAGUGUCAAAUGCCUUUUUUUGUAAACUAUGGUGGAAUCUUAGAAUAAAGCCUUCAUUGUGGAGUUCUUUCAUGAUAAACAAAUACUGCAAAAAGCUUCAUCCUGUGAUUGCACAAGCUAAAGGGGCAUCCCCUAUCUGGAGAACGUUGGUAAUAGUAACGGAAUUGGUGGAGCAUCAGAUAUGGUGGCAAGUGAAAAAAGGGGAUUCUAGCUUCUGGUUUGACAACUCGACAAAUCUUGGUGCAUUAUAUCAUGUCCUACCUGAGGAUAGUUUGGAGGAGGAAAUAGAAGUUCAGAAUUUUGCCAGUACAGAAGGAUGGAAUGCACAGGUUUUAAUUCAAUAUAUACCUAAAGAGUAUGUGAAGCAUGUGAUAGAGACUAUUCCCCCUCCUCAAGUAACAGAUGAACUAGACAAAAGCUGGUGGUUACUAGAAAAGAAUGGAAGUUUUUCAGUCAAAAGUGCUUGGGAGUAUGUGAGGCAUAGAGAAGUGAAAAUGGAUAUCUAUAAUCAGAUGUGGAGGAAACAUCUUCCAUUUAAGUUUUCAUUCACACUUGGGAGAGCUUGGAGAUAUAAAAUGCCAGUUGAUGAUGUAAUUUACAGAAGAAGAAUACAAUUAGCAUCAAAAUGCUGGUGUUACACAGAACCAAAGCAAGAAACAAUGUCACAUAUUUUUCUAACCUCUCCUACAGCCUCAAAACUGUGGAGAAUGUUUGCUAAUUUUGCAGCUUAUCCCAAACUGAAGACCUUCCCAUCAAACUUACCUGCUAUGAUUCAGUACUUAGAAGAGAUCAGGCCUAGAAUAAGGUAUCAGUUCAUCUAUUGGGAUCCACCCCCUGAUGGUAUGAUAAAAUGCAAUAUAGAUGGUGCAAGUAAAGGCAAUCCAGGGAGGAGUUCAUAUGGCUACUGCUUGAGGAACUCACUUGGUGAUCUGAUCUAUGUAGAAGGAAAGGAGAUUCAUGAGACAACUAACAUGGAAGCUGAAGUUAUGGCAAUCAAAGAGGCUAUCUAUCAUUGUGUGGCAAAUAACAUACAGGAGGUACUAGUUGAGACAGACUCCAUGGUGAUGAAGAAUAUCAUAGAAGGAACCUGGGAAAUUCCAUGGCAGCUUAUUGUAAUAGUGGAAGACAUCAAACAUCUGAUAACAAUGUGUGAGGUUAAGUUUCAACAUGUCAAGAGGGAGGGAAAUAGUCUAGCAGAUUAUAUUGCAAAUCAAGCCAUUCUACUGGGAUCAGUAGAAUAUAAGCAAUACACAGAUCUUCCUUCUCAAGGUAGAAGACUGCUGAACCUAGACAAACAGCAUUAUCCAAAUAUCAGAUCAAGAACUUUGAAGAUAGGAUGA
Messenger RNA from Lycium ferocissimum, 3588 nucleotides. RefSeq lists its product as uncharacterized. NCBI's taxonomy places the organism in Eukaryota, Viridiplantae, Streptophyta, Magnoliopsida, Solanales, Solanaceae. The record is from RefSeq and is a predicted model, not a curated record. Gene Ontology annotation, molecular function: RNA-DNA hybrid ribonuclease activity; nucleic acid binding. The coding region runs from base 1 to 3588 and encodes 1195 amino acids. The transcript is spliced from 4 exons.